Helianthus annuus (common sunflower) is the source of this 621-nucleotide messenger RNA. RefSeq names its product DNA-binding protein HEXBP-like. Gene Ontology annotation, molecular function: nucleic acid binding; zinc ion binding. The record is from RefSeq and is a predicted model, not a curated record. Lineage: Eukaryota; Viridiplantae; Streptophyta; Magnoliopsida; Asterales; Asteraceae. The transcript has a single exon. Bases 1 to 621 code for a protein of 206 amino acids.
AUGGUUACAUCCGCGAAACCUACCACCUAUCUAGAGGCUACUAUAUUGACAAAAUCAUUAGCCGAUGACGCUGCUCGCAAAGGUAGUCUUGAUAAAAAGGAGGAAACCGGGAAGUUAUCGGGCAAGGCUAAAGCAGACACGAAAUCUGAACGGUCGGGGUGUUCUGAGACCAAGAUAGAAGUUACGAAGAAGCGCAAGUCCGAGAGCUCGAGGAAGGAAACUGAAGAGAAGCGCGACAGGAAACGUAGUUCGAAGAAGGCAUAUGCAGCAAGUACUAGUGGUACUAGAAGGGAUGGCACCAGAGAUAGUCGAGGUGGGUCUGAGAGAAAGACUCGCGAAGAAGGACAGAAGAAAUGUAACCGAUGCGGACGAGAUGGGCAUGCUACCCACGAAUGCUUUGCCAAAUAUACUACGGAGGGAACGAAGCUUGAAGGAUGCUUCCAUUGCGGGGAACAAGGACAUUUCAAGAAGGAUUGUCCUAAGGCGGGAGGUCAGAAUGCCAGAGGUAGAGCGUUCGAGCUAAACGCUGGGAAGGCACGUGACGAUCCUGCUGUUGUCACUGGUAUGUUUUUGAUCAAUAACCAUUCUGCGUUUGUACUUUUUGAUACUGGGGUGACUUGA